AUGGAAAGUCUGAGAGAGGCUAAAGAGGCAGAGCGGUUACAAGAACAAGAUCCUGGUAUUUUUCCAUCAUAUGUGGUGAUGGCUAAACAAAGUCCAUCACCGGAGGUCAAACUCACUAUUCUCCACACCAACGAUGUGCACGCCAGGGUGGAGGAGACCAGCGAGGAUUCGAGCAAGUGCGUGUCUAACUGUUAUGCAGGAGUGGCCAGGCGAUUGACUAUGAUCCGCCAGAUCAGGAAGCAGGAGCCGAAUGUGCUGCUUUUGGAUGCCGGGGAUCAGUACCAGGGGACCAUCUGGUUCAAUUAUUAUAAGGGUGCUGAGGCUGCCCACUUCAUGAACAAGCUGCGAUAUGAUGCAAUGGCUUUGGGGAAUCAUGAGUUCGACAAUGAUGUGGAUGGCCUCUUGAACCCCUUUCUUCAGAAUGUUUCUUUUCCAGUGCUGAGUGCAAAUAUAAAGGCAGAUCAACAGUUAGCACCAAAGCUCGCCGGCUACUAUCAUCCUUUUAAGAUCCUAAAGGUCAGUGGGCAGAAGAUUGGUUUGGUUGGAUACACCACCAAAGAAACACCAAUGCUUUCAAGCCCAGGGCCACAUCUAAUCUUUGAAGAUGAGAUUGAAGCUGUGCAGCGUGAAGUUAACAAACUCACAACUCUAGGGGUUAACAAGAUUAUCGCCCUGGGUCAUGCGGGCUUUGAGACGGACAAGCAAAUUGCAAAGAAAGUGAAAGGAGUUGAUGUUGUAGUGGGAGGACAUACCAACACUUUUCUUUACACAGGCAAGGCUCCUUCCAAUAAUGCUCCUGCCGGUCCUUACCCCUACAUUGUAAAAUCAGAUAGCGGCAAUAAUGUUCCUGUUGUACAGGCCUACGCAUAUGGAAAAUACCUUGGACAUCUAAAGGUGACAUUCAAUGAUGAAGGAAUAGUGACCAAAGCUGAGGGAAAUCCAAUACUGUUAGACAGCAGCAUCCCUCAAGAUGAGGUGCUGCUGGCAGAUGUAAACAACUGGAAAAAAGCACUUGCCAAAUAUUCAAAGGAAGUCAUUGGGCAAACACUGGUUUAUCUGAAUGGAACCACUGAGGAAUGUAGGAAUCGGGAAUGCAAUUUGGGAAAUUUAAUCUGUGAUGCCAUGAUCAAUGAAAAUAUCCGAAAACCAGAUGAAAAGUCUUGGACCCACGUAUCCAUUUGUUUGACGCAAGGGGGCGGAAUCCGUGGGCCCAUUGAUGAGCUCAGUAACAAUGGAACAAUACGAGCAGAAAAUCUUUUAACUGUUUUACCAUUUGGAAGUACUGUUGAUCUGCUUAAAGUCUACGGUUCAACUUUAAGAGAGGCUUUUGAGCAUUCUGUCAGGAGAUAUGGACAGAACACAGGAGAGUUCCUGCAGGUGGCUGGUGUCCACGUGGAGUUCGACCUGAGUAAAAGGCCAGGUCGCAGAGUGGCCAGACUGGAUGUUCUCUGCUCAGACUGCCGUGUGCCACACUAUGAACCGCUCAAAGACUCCAAAGUUUACAAAAUAGCUGUCAACUCUUAUAUUGCUGGAGGUGGAGAUGGGUUCACCAUGUUGAAGAACAAAAACCUGAAACACAACACUGGUGACACUGAUUAUUCAGUUGUUUCAGACUACAUCAAACAAAUGCAACGGGUUUAUCCUGCAGUUGAUGGAAGAAUAUCAUUUAUUGGAAACAGUGGCACACAACUAUACAUUAAUCUGAAAAUCGGGUUGCUUUUUAUCUCACUUUUUGCAUGCUUUUUCCAUUUAUGAUCAUUGUGACGAGUUAAUUAGUUUAUCUGAGUAGCAUUUUGUCUUCUUAAUUAAACCUUUUAUGUAAUUUGCAUGUUCCAAGAGAAAUUAAUUG
This is a messenger RNA of Carcharodon carcharias (great white shark), 1849 nucleotides long. It is a transcript of the gene nt5e, whose product is annotated as 5'-nucleotidase, ecto (CD73). Lineage: Eukaryota; Metazoa; Chordata; Chondrichthyes; Lamniformes; Lamnidae. The transcript has 10 exons. Gene Ontology annotation, molecular function: metal ion binding; nucleotide binding; 5'-nucleotidase activity. Bases 1 to 1755 code for a protein of 584 amino acids. Gene Ontology annotation, biological process: AMP catabolic process. Gene Ontology annotation, cellular component: plasma membrane. The record is from RefSeq and is a predicted model, not a curated record.